Stylophora pistillata is the source of this 2881-nucleotide messenger RNA. RefSeq lists its product as uncharacterized. Lineage: Eukaryota; Metazoa; Cnidaria; Anthozoa; Scleractinia; Pocilloporidae. The record is from RefSeq and is a predicted model, not a curated record.
ACAGAAUUUGAAUUCACUCAAUUUAAUGCGAAUAUUUCCACUCGUUCCAAACUAAGAAUCUCGAAAUGGAGGUCGAUGAGUUGCUUGCCGAUUCGUUUAAUUAUUGUUCUGUGAACGAAAAAUUAACAGCUGCACUUCGAAGAAGAUGUGAAGAGGUUGCAAUUGUAGAUGAUAAAGAACUGCAUCGUGAGCCGAGGAAACUGGCCGAGAUAUUUCUCACCUUAAAGCGAAGAAGGAUCAUUAGUGCAACUAAUGUGGAUUUCCUAAAACAGGUUGCCGAAGCUGGAGAGGACUUCCAUCUGAAGGAAAGAAUUAAUCAAUUCGAAAAAGGAAAACCAUGGCUUCCCGACAGAGUUUUGACCGGGUCUAUGAGAUCAACAAAAUGGUUUAGCUGGCCAGUUGAUGUUCAUUAUGGAUCAAAUGCCCUUUGUCAAGUUUUGCUGUCUUUGAUGAGAGAAGGUGCAAACGUGAACGAAAGACACAAAGAAGCGCUGUACAUAUUUUGUGAUGGACAUUUCAAGCCGUCAAUCGAUUUUAGUCGCUAUGUGGAUAAUCCUUUCCAGCUAAUGGAAACACUCGUGAGAAAGGAAAAUAUAUCUCCAAGAAAUCUUUCGUUGUUGAAAGGAUUUUUCAGUUUAGAGACUGUGCGAAAUCCUGAAGCUGUAGCGAUUUUAGAGUGCUUUGAAGCCAUAUCCUCGAUCCAAGAGUUGUUGGCGAGACUCUGUGACCUUCAAUCCAAUUCUUUCGGCCGAAACUUUGGCUGUGAUGAGCUGUUUUGCCGUCGCUGGUUGAAGCUAUGCCGAUCAAUUCAACGACUCCUUCGCAUAAGCUUCAAAGGCACGAACAGAUUACAGCAUAUCAAGAGUUUCUUGCGAUAUUUUCAAGAAAUAGAACCAGGAGGUUCUCGACUCAACAAAUUACUAAACCAUCUCAUUGAAAAAUCAUGCAUGGCUGACAAGGAAAAGCAAUGGCAGCCCAUUCUGAAGCUACUGGUUGUUUCAACGGAGUCUUGUCGCUUGGCGAAAUCACCGCUCUUUGAAACAGCAGAUGAAUCGAAAUUAAUUGGUAGUAGCCCAGUGGGUCCAAAGAUACUUCGACAAAUGGAUGAAUUUUACACGUUUCUUCAAGAGAAGGAAGCCGCUAUCACAUCAGGUGCAUUCCACACAAGAACUGAAGAAACGCAAGAGAUGGAAACGGUUUUGCAGAAUUAUAUACAGGGUAAAGACCAAGAUGAAUAUGAUGACAUAGAAAUGCUGAACAUUUUCUUUAAGGGUAUCGUGCCUUUCCAUUAGAAACAGUUGAGUUCAUCGACGGCCUUUACGACUCGGAGACCUGUUGUUUGCUGGAGAACGAGUUUAAGGGACUGGAUCCGACAAAGCUGAGACAUUCCUAGAUCAUCAUGGUAGUUCCACACCUCUCAGAACAUUGCUACACCCAAGAGUUUUCACCCAUUUCAUGGUGGCUGAACAGGUGUCACGUGGUGUGACGCGAUCUCACCUCUUCACUGUUUGAACAUUCGUUACAUGGUAUGUUUGAAUUGACAAAACUUCUCCAUCAGGCGAUUUCAUUCAAGCGAUGACUCAGAACUGACUGCCGAGUUGAAUUCGUUUACUUUAGAAAUCAUGACGGAGAUUGAUACUAGUUCCAGAUUUUUUUCGACAAACGAACGCAACUCGGCGGGUUUACGAUCGAGUGUGACAACCAAAUAUCUCAACAAAUACACACACACACACACACACACACACACUAGCAUGCCCACACUCAAAAGCAGAAGAGGCUAUGUUCCCAGUUCAAUUUUCAUCGCAACAAUUAAUUCGCCUGAUGGAGAUUUUUGUUAAAACCAUGCACACCAUGACAUGAAUGUUCAAGCAAUGAAGAGGUGAGUUCGCCUUACACCACGUGAUACCUGCUCAGCCACCAUGAAGUUGGUGAAAUUUCUUGGGUGUGGCCAGGUCUCCGAGUCGUGAAGUUCGUCGAUGAAUCUCAAAGGUUUCCAAUGGGAUGGUUAUACUGUUUUAAGAAGAGUCUGAAUUAAUUUAUUUCACUGGUAAAAGAAUACAGGCUGACGAAACAAUGUUCAGAUUUUGCCUUAAAAGCCGGUUACGAUAGAAUGAAAACAAUUCUUUGUUUCUGACGCUUGAUGAUAACUGAUGUCAUUGUGUUCUAAAGAUAUUUAAGCUGUUAUUUAGAAAAUAGUCGUAGGAUAUUGUAAGUUUAUCUGGAAAACGUAUCAAUUCAGAAUCCAGAAUUUAAUGGUAUAAUAGUCAACAGCCGGGCAAAUGACUGAUUCGCGCUUACGAUGUGAAGCGUUACUAAACGUGAAGGUUAUUGAUGUACAGAAAGGCGAUUUAUUUUUGGACUUGUUGCUAACGGUAACUCCGGUCAAACUGUAAAGCAAAUUGAUUGAUUGUGUUCUAAAUAUGAAAUAACAUUUGAAGGGUUGAAAUCACAACGAAAUGUUACCAAUAAUUCUGUCCGGCAGUCCGUACAUGGGGCACUGGAUAACAAUAAAUUUUGCAGCAGACACUUGGAAUGCCUUACCCCUUUCCCUAAGAGAUGUGCCCACCUUCAGCCAAUUUAAGCGUGGUAUCAAGAAAGCACUAUUUUAAUUAGUUUCGUUUUUCGCAUGUUAAUUUUCAAAUUAAUGUAGUUUUAUCUUCAUAAUUUUCGAUAUGUAUUUUUUUAUUUUUAUUCUUAAGUAAUUAUAUUUUAUGUAGUUACCUUUAGAGGACCCCUCUGUAAACCACUUUUUUGUGAUGUUGGCAUCCUCAAUAAAGAUUAACUAUUAUUAUUAUGGUUACUAUUACAUCUCAACGCGUUCUUUUUGCAGAUGUCUUCUGUUGACUGUUAGAUCAAUAUUAAAUUUGUCUCGUCAAUCAUA